Molecule: messenger RNA, 1709 nt
Organism: Glycine soja
Lineage: Eukaryota; Viridiplantae; Streptophyta; Magnoliopsida; Fabales; Fabaceae
Product: fatty acyl-CoA reductase 3-like
Exons: 10
Coding region: 105-1586 (493 amino acids)
Biological process (GO): suberin biosynthetic process; long-chain fatty-acyl-CoA metabolic process
Cellular component (GO): intracellular membrane-bounded organelle
Molecular function (GO): alcohol-forming very long-chain fatty acyl-CoA reductase (NADP+) activity
Source: RefSeq, a predicted model, not a curated record
UCCAAAUCAAAUUGUGUUUGUGUUCAAUUUGAAGAUAAUCUUUUGAUUUCUUUGAUACUACUACUACUAUAUCUUUAUUCUACCCUUUCUUUAAUUUUUCACCAAUGGAAUUUGGAAGCAUAAUCCACUUCCUUGAGGACAAGAAUGUUUUGGUCAUUGGUGCCGCUGGUUUCCUUGCCAAAAUUUUUGUGGAGAAGAUACUGAGAGUGCAACCAAAUGUGAAGAAACUUUAUCUUCUUCUGAGAGCCACAGAUGCUGAAUCUGCCUCUCAACGAUUGCAUAAUGAGAUUAUCCAGAAGGACUUGUUUAGAUUGUUGAAGGAAAAUCUUGGUGCAAAGUUCAAUACCUUUGUUUCAGAAAAGUUGACACUUGUGCCUGGGGACAUUUCUCAAGAGGACUUCAACUUGAAAGACCCCAUUCUACGGGAAGAAAUUUGCAGUCAAACCCAUUGUAUUAUCAAUUUUGCUGCCACCACUAACUUUGAUGAAAGAUACGAUGUUGCAUUGGGUAUAAAUACAUUAGGAGUUAAGCAUGUUUUGAACUUCGCCAAAAGUUGUAUUAAGCUGAAGGUGCUUGUCCAUGUAUCAACAGCAUAUGUAUGUGGUGAGAGAGGAGGACUCAUUAUAGAGGAUUCAUGCCAAUUGGGCGUGUCACUAAAUGGAGUGCCCGGACUAGACAUUGACAUGGAAAAGAAAGCGGUGGAGGAUAAGUUGUACCAACUUCAACAAGAGGGGGCUACAGAGGAUGAUAUUAAAAUGGCAAUGAAGGACUUCGGUAUGAAAAGAGCAACUAUAUAUGGAUGGCCAAACACGUAUGUCUUUACAAAGGCAAUGGGAGAAAUGCUUAUAGAAACUCUAAAGGAAAACGUGUCCGUUGUUAUUGUACGUCCUACAAUGGUUACCAGUACUUACAGAGAACCUUUUCCUGGGUGGGUCGAAGGAGUAAGGACCAUUGAUAGUUUAAUUGUUGCUUAUGGCAAAGGAAAAUUAACAUGCUUUCUUGCAGACAUCAAGGCAACUUUUGACGUGAUACCGGCAGACAUGGUGGUGAAUGCAAUAAUAAGUACCAUGGUGGCGCAUGCAAAUAAGCCAUGUGAUAAUAUCAUAUAUCAUGUGGGCUCCUCUUUAGAAAAUCCAGUUAGAUACCACAAUCUCCAAGACUAUGGCUUUAGAUAUUUCAAGGCCAAACCAUAUGUAAACAAGGAAGGAAAUUAUGUCAUGGUUCGCAAAGUUACAGUGUUAGACAGCAUGGCUAGCUUUCAGAGAUACAUGUUCAUUCGUUACUUCCUUCCAUUAAAGGGACUAGAGCUAGCCAAUGCUGCCUUUUGCCAAUAUUUUCAGAGGACGUAUCUUGACAUUAGAAGGAAGAUCUAUACAGUGAUGCGGUUGGUUGACCUUUACAGGCCUUAUUUGUUCUUCAAUGGCGUUUUUGAUAAUAUGAACACAAAAAAGUUGCGGAUAGCGGCAAGAGAAAGUGGGGUAGAGAUGGAGGAGUAUUUGUUUUACUUUGAUCCUAAAAUGAUUGAUUGGGAGGACUACUUCAUGAAUAUCCAUAUUCCUGGUAUUGUCAAGUAUGUCUUCAAGUGAUAUGUACUUUAAAAUCUGAAUUUGCCAAUUUAGCUUUGUGUUUCAAAACAAGAAUCUCCCCAUGUUAGUGCGAUUAUACAACAGUGUGUUACUAAUAAUUAUUGUAUUUAUUUAUUAUGGCAA